CGGACGAUUUAUGAAACGCAGCAACUUCCUGUUGGAAAUAAACACAACUUUGACAUUGUCCUCGUUUAUAUCCGUCAAACAUGAGCACCUUGACUUUAAACUCACUGAGACAAAUAAUGAGAGCGAUGAUUGACCACUCGGGCUUCGACAGAGUCGUGAGCAAGGUGGACGUUGUGUCUGCGAGCCCCGGGAAGGUGGUGUGUGAGAUGCGGGUGGAAGAGGAGCACACAAACCGGGGAGGGACGCUGCACGGCGGGCUGACAGCCACCCUGGUGGACGUAAUCUCUACCAUGGCCAUUAUGUACAGUGAGAGAGGAGCCCCAGGGGUCAGCGUGGAUAUGAAUAUAACGUACAUGAAUGCUGCCAAGAUAGGGGAAGACGUCCUCAUCACUGCACAAGUUCUGAAGCAGGGGAAAACGCUGGCAUUUGCCACUGUAGAUCUUUCCAGCAAAACCUCAGGGAAACCCAUCGCUCAAGGACGCCACACUAAACACCUCGGCAGCAGCUAAACCGUCUCUUCUAAUCAAAGUUGUAUAAUUUACUGCUAAAACUUGGGAUUCUGAAUAUACACAGAAUGUACUUGCUCUGUUUUUUUGGGGGGUUUUUUUUGUAAGUACAUACGCUUGCAGAAUAAAGUUGUGUAUUUUUUUUCUUUUUCCUAACUUAUGCGUUUGUGAGUUGUGUUGUGUUGUGAAUAUUGAGCAGCGGAUGUUUCUUGCACAUGCAAUAAAGCCAGCUGGACAAAGA
This is a messenger RNA of Gambusia affinis (western mosquitofish), 747 nucleotides long. RefSeq names its product acyl-CoA thioesterase 13 (gene acot13). Bases 81 to 509 code for a protein of 142 amino acids. NCBI's taxonomy places the organism in Eukaryota, Metazoa, Chordata, Actinopteri, Cyprinodontiformes, Poeciliidae. The transcript is spliced from 3 exons. Gene Ontology annotation, molecular function: fatty acyl-CoA hydrolase activity. The record is from RefSeq and is a predicted model, not a curated record.